AUGGGUUCCUUUGAUAAACCAGAAGAAUGGGCAGGGACUUUCCCUGUGAACGAAAUACUCGAGAAAAUUCUUAAAAGCCCAGACCCAAAAUGUUGUGAUUCUUGUUUGAGAGAUAACGAAGAGGAAGACGCAUCUGACUUUUGUUUAUCUUGUUUAGAGUUUUUAUGCAAAAUGUGUACCAAGUAUCAUAAAAAACAUUUGUUGUCAAGAAGCCACAAUACCUGUCCUUUGAACAAGAUCAAAUCGCAACACAUACAGUUGGCCUUUGGAAAAGAUGACGUUUGUAAAAAGCAUCAAGAUCAAAAGUUGAAACUAUUUUGUUACAAACAUGAACAAACAUGUUGCAUAAUCUGUGGUGGAACAGAGCAUAGAAAAUGUGAUUCUGUAGAAACUGUCGAAAAAGCAGCUCAAAAUUACAAAGAGAGUGGUGAAAUUGAUAGCAUAUUAGCAGACGUGAAAAGUUUUAGGCAAAAAUUGAUAGAUGCAAAAGACAAACAAGAGAGGAAUAUUACAGAGCUAGAAGACACCUUUGACAAAAUGUCAGACGAGACUGAAAAAGAAAUAAAUGAUAUUGUUCGCCUCAUCGAAAGAUUAAAAAGAGAACAAUUAGAUGAGUUUUCUGCUGCUAUCAAGGAAGGCAAAGAAAAGCUUAUCAGAAAUGUGAUUACUUUCAAUGAUGGGAUCCAAUGUGCUGAGUUUUGUUCCAACAAGCUCGAAAAAAGCAUAGAAAUUAAAGAUGAGUCAAUCUUCAUGACAAAAUUUAAUGCAGCAAAAGAGACAUUUCAGCACCUAAAAAAUAUAAGAUUUCGAACUACAGGAGUACGAGUAACAGCAAUUAAAAAAUCUAUUGUUAAAGAGAUAGCACAGAUGAAGAAAUUGGCAAGCAUUGAGGUAACUGAAUUAGUUCAAGAUAUUCCAAGUGUUAUCUUUGAUGUAAAAAAUGUGCAGCUGGAAUUGAUCACUGAAUUUAGUAGCAGUGAAAGAAAAGAAGAUUUUUACUUGGCCUCUGGCAGCAUUAUUGUUAAAACUGACAAUAUUGGUAAUAGAAUAAAGUAUUUCAAUGUGCCAGGCUCUAGUGCUUUUAAUAUUCAUACUACAAAGUCGGGACUUAUCGUGUACACAGACUACAAGAUUGACAAAGUAUGUGCCAUAGAUGAGCAAUUGGACAGUGUGUGGAAUUAUAUGAACCCCGAGCUAAAAUGUCCAUAUGGACUUGAUAGUGACUCACUGGAAAAUAUAUAUGUUGCUGGCAUGCAUAGUCAUAAUAUUCAUGUUGUAUCAAGUGUUGAUGAUAGAGAGAUAUCGUCUGAGCCUAACGUAGAGGAAAUCGUAGACAAUGAUGAGAAUAUAAAAGAUACAUGGAGCAUUGCACUAUUACCAGACUUGCCAGAAUCACAGCGAAUUAUUGUUUGCAAUGACCAGUCCGUCGUGCUCUAUCAAAAGCAGAGAGAUCGCGACUGGUCUAAUAAGGAGUUAAAGAGAAUUAACGGAAAUUCUUUUAUCAGAUGUAUUGCUACUUUUAAUUCUCGCAUUCUUUACUCGGCAACGAAUUGCAAAAAGGUAUAUGAAACAGAUGAACAAUUUUCAACUGAGGCUACCAGACCAUUUUUUACAUCUAAAGCUGAUGGGUGGACCCCUAGAGGUAUAGCAUUUUCCCUCCUUAAUCCAGGCAAUGUUUGGAUAGGUUUGUAUCACGCACAGACGAAAAAAGGGAAGGUUAUCAAAGUUCAAUCAGAGGGCAAGAUUGUAGGAUAUCUGGGUGAUGAGGGAGACAGAAAACCAUAUACAAAUCCCCGAUUCCUGGCUGAAAACAGAAACGGAGAUAUCUGCAUAGCCGAUGGAGUAUCAAAGAAAGUAUUUGCAUUAUCCCCAAACGGAAAUGUUUGUUUUUCAUAUAAACCUUCCGGAAUUAUAUCUGGAUACGGAGCUCGAACUGUUGCAACAGAUAAAAAGUGUAACAUUCUUGUUGCAUAUCCAAAUGAUGGCAUACAUGUGUUAAAUAGCAUUGGAAAGUGUCUUCUUAUUUUGAAAGAGAUGGCAUAUCCCACAGCUUGUUGUGUCUCUUUGAAAGAUUCACUGUUUGUGUGUUCCAAAGAUGGAGACAUUAAAGAGAUAACAUACCUGAUGCCACCGUCUCCAACCAACCAGUAA
Molecule: messenger RNA, 2151 nt
Organism: Saccostrea echinata
Lineage: Eukaryota; Metazoa; Mollusca; Bivalvia; Ostreida; Ostreidae
Exons: 3
Coding region: 1-2151 (716 amino acids)
Molecular function (GO): zinc ion binding
Source: RefSeq, a predicted model, not a curated record